AUGGAAUCGGCUUGGACUUUUUCUCAACACAGACUUAGGGAAUCGGCUUGGACUUUCUUUCGAAACGGAUUUGAAUCAGCUUGGACUUUUUCUCGAAAUGGACUUGUGGUAAAGAAUCAGCUUAGACUUUUUCUCAAAACGGACUUGUGGAAUCAGCUUGGACUUUUCUCGAAACGGACUCAUAGAAUCGGCUUAGACUUUCUCUUGAAACAGACUCGAAUCAGCUUGGACUUUUUCUCAAAAUGGACUUGUGAAUCCGCUUGGACUUUCUUAAACGAACUU
Funneliformis caledonium is the source of this 282-nucleotide messenger RNA. NCBI's taxonomy places the organism in Eukaryota, Fungi, Glomeromycota, Glomeromycetes, Glomerales, Glomeraceae. The record is from the annotation of a GenBank genome assembly.